AUGGAUGAUACAAUAUCAGCUGGUGAUGGUCAUAUUCAUGAUCAACAUGAAUAUCCUAUUGAUUAUGCAGAUGAUGAUGAAGAUUUCGAACAAUCACAUGUUACACAUGAUUAUGUUUCUCCUAGUGGCUCACCUUAUUGGAUUCAUGUUGUUUUAGACCACAUCAAACCUAAAAUCAACUCAAUAGUUGACUCAUGUGGUGCUGCAUUAUCAAUGUAUAAAAAUUAUGCAUCAGAAGCAGGUUUUGAUGCUAGGCUUGGAACAAUUAGAACAACCAAAUCCGACAUUAUCACACAACGACAUUUUCUAUGCAAUCGGGAAGGUAAACCAAGAACCGCUAAAGUGGAUACUCUAGACCCACAACAUAAUAAGAUUCAAAGAAGGAAAUACUCAUUUAGGUGCAAAUGCAAAGAAAAAAAUGUUUUUAUUCUAUUACAUGGUACUAAUACAUAUAUUGUUGAUGAUUUUCUCGAACAACAUACUCAUGUGUUGUUUGGUAAGGACAACAUGUUUUUGUCUCGUACAAAGAGUAAACUUGAUUAUUCUCAGAAGAUGUUUAUUCACAACUUGUCAAAGCAAAUUAUUGGUGCCUCAAGAGCAUCCUUUCCGUCACCACUCAUACAUCCAUAA
Molecule: messenger RNA, 630 nt
Organism: Lactuca saligna
Lineage: Eukaryota; Viridiplantae; Streptophyta; Magnoliopsida; Asterales; Asteraceae
Source: the annotation of a GenBank genome assembly